Molecule: messenger RNA, 4430 nt
Organism: Achroia grisella
Lineage: Eukaryota; Metazoa; Arthropoda; Insecta; Lepidoptera; Pyralidae
Gene: pns
Product: DENN domain-containing protein 5B
Exons: 24
Coding region: 202-4224 (1340 amino acids)
Molecular function (GO): small GTPase binding; guanyl-nucleotide exchange factor activity
Source: RefSeq, a predicted model, not a curated record
GAUUAAUUAUAUUUUGUGUAUAAGUAUUGUUUAAUAUUUUAUUUUCAAGCCUUAAAGGCAAUCAUAAUAUCUGAAGUAAUGGUGCAAUUAAUAUGUGGAAGAACCCAGUGAAACCAUAAUAAAAUGUUGAAACAAAUAUUUAAAAUUACUACAUCGAAGAGAAAGUGUCUCAAAUAAGUAAAUAACGGGUCGAUAGAAAUAAUGUCUGUCCCUGAUUUAUCUGUCGGAUGUCGUUUUGCUGAUUAUUUUGCAAUAUGUGGACUAGAUUUCGAUUCUGGAUUGGAACCCGAUCGUCUCUGCGGUGACAAUUUACACGUAUCUCCUCUCGAUCGGUCCUACAAAGGAAAGAUUCUAGCUCAUUACCCAGACAAUAUUCAGAGUAACCCAUUUGAUGAACAUGCAGUGUGUAUGCUUUGUCUACCAGCUGGAUUACAAUUCAGAACUCAAAAACACUCACUGGAACCAAAAUUUCACAGUUUUGUGGUAACAAGGGAGAAUGCAUCUAGAUAUUAUGGCUGUAGCCUUAUUUUUUAUGAAGAAGUUAGAAAUGGAAAGAUUUGUACCGCAAUGCAUACAUUGCAGGCAAUGUACAUUACUGAACUGUCUAGUGGACAGACACCUCCUGGGCACAGAAAAGGUUCUGGUAAAGAAAGCUCUAGGUCUUUACCUAGAUCAUUCAAACUUACACCACAUAGUGGUGCUGCACUCACUUAUUAUGACAUAGCCAAAGACAAACUCUAUGUAGCCAAAAGUAUAGCUCUUAUAUGCCAAUAUCCCUAUGUCAGAGUUGCACAAAUGUUCCUAGAGAAUCUAUUUAGGUCACUACCAAGACAGCCAGGACCAGGACUAAGUCCUGAGUCAUAUGUAUAUAAUCUGCUUUAUGAAGUCCCAGUACCACUGCCUGGGCAAGCACUACGCCUUUAUGUGCCGCCUUCUGAGCCUCACCUUGACCCUGUUCCUGUUAUUAUAAGAAUGCCAAACCCACCCGAAGAGUUACCACUACUUGACUAUCCACUACGUAUAAUGUUUUCUUUGCUUGGUGUUGAGUGCGUCGUUCAACUUUUUACAUGUGUGCUACUAGAACAUCAAGUGUUACUCAGAUCUAGUGAUUAUAAUAAACUGAUGCUAGUCGCAGAAUGCAUAGUAUCUUUACUAGUACCUUUUACGUGGGCUCACGUAUAUGUACCCAUACUACCAGCACCGCUGUAUCAUUUCCUGGACGCGCCAGUCCCUUUCGUCAUGGGGCUACAUGCGGACAGUGCCGCCGUGAGUGUUGGACAUAAUGGCCCGCGGAGUAUUGCUCUCGGUUCAGAAGCAGCUUUAUGUUUAGUUGAUAUUGAUAAACCUGACAUACAACUACCUGAGGAACUUCCAAUUUUCCCACACCGAACUCCUUUUAUUGAGGAAUUAAAUCAUAUUUUAGAUAAACAUCAGAUUCAACGGCCAGAGACAGAACCAACCAAACUUGGUGUACCAUUAAACGGAACUUCUUACAAACACAUGAAUGAUAGCAUGAGUAGCAGUUGUACUUUACCUUCAGGUGCUUUGCGCCGCAAGCACUCAUUCCACGACGUACUAGAGUGGGACGAGAAUCGGCCGUUAAAUGCGUCUCCGCCUGCCUCGCCCACCCGACGAGCGCCGCUUCGUCUGGAGUCACUUCAACGUAUGGUGGACAUCGUUAAACGCACAGGUGUUAACAUAGAUGAUUUGGAAGCUGAUACAGUAAUGCCGACUUUAAAGAAGAAAAUACUUAAUGAUGAAGAACAGUACAAUGAAGAUAUUCGCUUUAACGUAGCUGUUAGGGAGACUUUCCUUAACAGAUUUGUGCAUAUGUUCCUUAUGUAUGAGAACUUUGUCAUCAUGCCCAAUCAGGAUCGGGAUUCUUGGCUUUCAGCUCGCGAAUCAAUGAUAAAUUUUGAUAAGGCUUCUUUCUUAUCCGAUCAACCUCAGAGACAUAGGUCUUUUCUCUCACGAUUUCUCGAAACUCAAAUGUUCGCUACACUUAUAGACAACAAAAUCAUGGGUAAUUGGGGAGAGUAUGAUGCAAAUCUACAAGUCUUCGAACAUCGAAUUAAGUCUGUCAGACGGCGACUGGGGGAGGGUGGACUGGCGACGCGCGGCUACAGCGUGUGGGCCGGGAACGGCGCAGGUGCGGGCGGGGUGGCGGGGGGUGCGGGGGCCGAGCUGGAGGUGGGAGCGCCGGGGGAGAGACUGCCGCACCGCGCGGCCUACUACCGCGCGUUCCCGGCGCGGCUGGACGCGACAGCACUCGCGCCGCCGCCCGUCUCCGACCGCAGAACUAAUAGCUUGAAGCGUAUAAAGAAUGCAAAAUGGCAAGUGAAGGAUUGUCCACCCGAAUUACUAUUAGGAGAUAUUAGUAGGAGAUUGUCCACGGAAGCCACACCAAAUGUCAUUGUUCAGAAUCAUAAGACAUUUAUAGAAAAACUGCUCAAGGAGUGUAAAAGCAAAACAAAACGCAUGCUUCUGGAAAAAAUGGGUACAGAAGAGAGUGACCUAGGUUUUGGUUGUGAGGUGUCUGUAACUGGAGUUGAAGAGAGUACAAUGAUCGCAUCGUUAUGCGACCUGCUUGAGAGAUUGUGGUCCCAUGGGUUGCAACACAAAAAGGGAAAGUCCGCUUUAUGGAUGCAUCUCACAAAUUACCAAGAAUUAGAACAAUGUAGCAAUUCCACAAAACCAAUCGAUCCUAAUUAUCUUACGCCAGCUUUGGCCUGGUGUGUGUUACGCAAGCGUCUCGACUAUCUGUCUUCGGUGGGUGCUGAAGUGGAGGCUCAACAAAGCACUAGUAGUGGUAACAGGUCUCGCGACAGUUCUCGUGGCGGCUCCAGAGAUAGUUCUCGUGAUCGUCUAAGCAAUUCUGGAACGUUAGAACGGAAAUCUUCUUUACCACCAAACCCACUGCGGCCGCUACCAGAGAGUCUAACUUUUGAUAUGAGAAACGUUCAAGCUAUGACCGACAUAAAGACUGAAAUUGGUUACGCUCGUGCUUGGGUGCGGUUAUCACUUGAGAAGAAAUUAUUAUCAAAACACCUUCGCGAGCUCUUAGCUGAUACCACUUUACUGCGAUCUCAAUACAAGCGAACGGCUUUCUUGCGAUGCGAGGAAGAGCGAGAACAAUUCCUGUAUCAUCUGUUAACUUUGAAUGCUGUUGAUUAUAAUUGUUUUACUAAUACAUAUCCUACUACAAAAUUGCCAUAUCGUGUUUUGAUCGUUCCAUCUCGGAAGGCAAGCCAAACUACUGCCAACUGCUGGAUAGCUAUAUCAGGUGCAAACAGAGAAUCUACACCCAAAAUACCAAUACCACGAAACACCAAUGAAUUUGUUUUCCAUCACAAGAAUUUGGGACUACUAUCUACGUUACGUAUAGGACACGAUAAUUCUGGUCUCUCACCUAAGUGGUUGCUUGACCAAGUAUUUGUGCGGAAUGAAGUCACAGGACACACUUACACGUUCCCGUGCAACCGUUGGCUGGGCACGGGCGUGGACGACGGCUCGACGGAGCGCCUGCUGCUGGCGGCGCGGCUGCGCUCGGAGCGGUCCCCCCGCGGCCCGCGGCCCGCGCCCCCCGCGCCCCCGCCGGCCCCCCACACGCCCACCACGCACCUCUCCACCUCCACCAUACAGCACAUGAUCGGUGACUGUGUAAAUGCUAUAGUGAAGUGGCAUUAUCAGUCUAAAAGAGAAAAAGAUGCAAACUCCCUCAGUGUACUCUUAUGCGGUGAGAAUGGAUUGGUUAAAUGCUUAGAACAAGCAUUCCUUUGCGGAUUUAAGUCAGCACGUCUGUUUGGAAAGAAUCUAUUCAUUUGGGAUUACUUUGCACGUGUGAAAGACGAGUUCAAAAUGAGCUUGUGUGAUGAGCCGAGCCCCCAAGGGAACAAGGGCUGCAGCGUGGCGUAUAACUGUAGACAAGACCAGGAGCACAGAUCUAUUUGGCGGUGCUACUGCCAUCUUAUGGACGAAAUCAGCACCGCUGGCCGUACUCUAGGCAAAGACGGCAAAUUUCAACUUUUUAUAUGCCUUAGUUUACGAGAACAUUGGCUUCAUCGAAUGCUGCUGCCAAUGUCCAUGACUCGCGUAACAAUUGAGAUGUACGAAGAACAAAGUUUCCUACGUAAGCGUGGUCUCCUGACAUUCCUCAGACAAAUACUCGAACCACUAGAUGAGUUUGAUAUUGUCUUAGAAAACUCUCUCACCCAAGGCAUUUAAAUCUAGACGUACAGUCGUUCGUAUUUUGUUAACGUCUGUUUAUCGAAUUUCAAUAUCGAAAUUAAUUUGCAUUUCCUAUUUUUUACUUAUAUUGAUAUGUACUGGAUAUAUAAACUAUUAUAUAGAGUGCAUUGUAAAGUUUCAACAGGCGUUAAUUAUAACGAAUGUGACAGUACUUAUAUCUUUAGUGUAUACAAUAAUACAUA